UAUUGUUGUUGUUAUUAUUAUUAUUAUUAUUAUUAUUAUUGUUUUUCGUGUAUUGUUCACCUCUUGCCUUUUAUAGUUUUUAAACAUCCACUUCCGGUGUCGUUGUGGUAAACGCGCUAGUGUUCCGUCCUCGUCUCAAAAAGAACCUUUCAUGAUGAAAUUUAAUUUUGGAUAACAGCAUUAUGGAAGCGUUUUUCACGUCCUUCAACAUUUGGUCUCGUUUUGUCAAGAUGACAGGCACUUGAACAUUUCCUAACGGCGAUUGGCUGCCUUAUAAGCUUUCUGAUUUUUUUUUAAACAGUUUUUCUGCCAUAACAAUAAUGGAAGGAGUGCUGUACAAGUGGACUAAUUAUAUGACAGGAUGGCAGCCACGCUGGUUUGUUUUGAACAAUGGAAUCAUUUCCUAUUACGACUCACAAGAUAAUGUGUGCAAAGGCAGUAAGGGCAGCAUAAAGAUGUCAGUGUGUGAAAUUAAAGUUCACCCGACUGAUAAUACCAGACUGGAGCUGAUCAUACCAGGAGAGCAGCAUUUCUACGUGAAAGCCGUAAAUGCAGCCGAAAGACAGAAAUGGCUGGUGGCGCUAGGAAGUUCGAAGGCUGGGCUUACUGAUACAAGAACCAAAAAAGAGAGAGAAUUAACAGAGACCACUGAGUCUUUGAAAACCAAGAUGUCAGAACUGCGUCUGUACUGUGACUUACUAAUGCAGCAGGUUCACACCAUCCAAGAGUCGGUGGAGCAGGAGGGAGACCUUGCUGAGACAAAGAAUGAGGCAUCAUCUUUGCUGAGUGCCACAUGCAAUACCUUCAUUCAGACACUGGAGGAAUGUAUGAAGAUCGCUAAUUUGAAGUUCCAGACAGACAUGCUGCAGUCGAGUCCUUCAGACCCACUAAUGUCACCUGUCUCCCCGUCUCCCAUCCAAAUGGCCAGAAUGAAACGCUCCAUCAGCCAUCCAGGCACAUAUAGCUAUGACAGGUCCAGUGUGCUGAUAGAUCACAGGUCAUCGCAGAGACGCAUACGGACAUGCUCAGAUACAGAGGCUGUCAGUGACAGAGAUGCAGAGGAGAGUCCCAUGCUGUUGCCCAAAGCCAGUGUAAACGGUGACACUGCACCAGUAAUUCCUGAAGAGAUCGGCACGGGGACGUGUUUAAUCAUGGAAACAGACACUCCAGAGUCAGACUUGUCACUUUGAGUUCAGCUUUUUCGGAGUACACGAGCAGGAGGAAAUAUGCUGAUGUGCAGCUACUGUUUGCAGCACCGCGUUACUGGUGUUUAGGAAGUAUUAUUUCCCUCAGUGGAGAAUUUUGUUGCACUUUAAUAAGAAAAUGGCAGAAAGCAAAGUUUGAAUAUUUGUAUUUUUUUUCCCCUUUUAACUUGCUUUGUUUUCUGGAUAAAUAUUGUUCGAUUUGUGAUAUGCAAGCCUGUCGGUGAAGAGUAUAGAAAUCCACUUUGGAUUCCGUAAGUGACGUGUAGCCUUUUGUGAAGAGAUCUCUGAGUAAGGUUUUAGUUGCAGUGCCAAAUGAGUGGCAAUACUGUGCGUAUACUGACAGGUAAUUACUACGAAGGUUCCUUCUUUUUUUUUUUUUCCCUCAAAACUUCUGUAUAAUUUGCUGAGUGAAAAGUCAACACUGAUGCACGAAAACCUCUAAAACGUUACAAAUGUAUGUAUGUCACCUUGAAGGCUGUUUUAUGGUAAGAGUUUAAUCUUUGGUCCUUGCUGGGAUUCAUCGAUUACAUUUUGUACUUUUGUACAUAGAUGUACAAAAUACAGGCUUUUGUAUUGGUUAUGUAGAGAGUAUGGAAAAAAAUGAAGAAAUACUGUAAUUCUUUUGAUUUGCUACAAAAAAAUCUAAACAUAUAAAACCACACUUGUAAUUUGAAUGAAAAACAAAAUGUCUCUCACCGCACUUCAGUCCGUAUCACAAAUCUUGUUUUAAGAAAAUGUAUUUAACUGAGCAAAUUAUGCUGACAUUUUGAAAAAUCAAUGGAAUUUCUCAUUACUUUAAUGCUUCACUUUUGUUGUGCACUUGGCAUGCUCCAGUGUUUACGAAGUUAUUAUGCAAGUAUACACUUUUUUAUUUAUUAAGUUGCCAGAUGUUACCAGUCAUUUCCCACUUAUAUAAAUCAUUUUGCCUUAAAAUCAAUUCUUCGCAUGGAGGAAUUUGAUGUGUUGAUAUGUUUAAUGGAAGAAAAAAAUGCAUUAAAUGUACACAGGAUGAUUUUUUUUAACUUGUACCUGGCAUUUCAGCUGAACAUUCUACCUGAUAAUGAAAUGGAGAGAGUGAAUUGCACAUUGUUUACACAUUAUUUACUCAACAAAUCCAAUCCCCCAAAGAAGACAGGAAAACUGUAUUUGAAAUGAUGAUAUGACAAUACAGAAGAGGGUUUGGUUUUAUUUAGGAGUUCUGAUUCAUAACUGUAAGAAUUAACAUCACAGAAUAAAUAUAUUUUCAAGUGAAUCAGCAACUUUUACAUAAUAAGCAACAUAAUUCUCAGCUAAAAUAGUAACAGAAAGAUACAACCUGAUGUAUGCUUCCUUCCUUCAAAAUUUAUGUUUUCUUUUAUGAUUUUGUAAUCUUUAGGAAGACACUUUUACAGCAGCUUAAAGAGAAUAAAGUAGUUUUGGAGUAUAA
Neoarius graeffei (lesser salmon catfish) is the source of this 2631-nucleotide messenger RNA. RefSeq names its product pleckstrin homology domain containing, family A (phosphoinositide binding specific) member 3 (gene plekha3). The record is from RefSeq and is a predicted model, not a curated record. The coding region runs from base 321 to 1190 and encodes 289 amino acids. Gene Ontology annotation, cellular component: trans-Golgi network; early endosome; recycling endosome. The transcript has 8 exons. Gene Ontology annotation, biological process: endosome organization; receptor recycling; retrograde transport, endosome to Golgi. NCBI's taxonomy places the organism in Eukaryota, Metazoa, Chordata, Actinopteri, Siluriformes, Ariidae.